Messenger RNA from Chironomus riparius, 4422 nucleotides. Lineage: Eukaryota; Metazoa; Arthropoda; Insecta; Diptera; Chironomidae. The record is from the annotation of a GenBank genome assembly.
AUGGAACUCCACGAGAAAGUUGAUCACAUAACAAUGGAAAUUGUUUUUCAUGCAUUUUUCAUCAUCAAUGAGGAUCAUUUUGUGACUUUAGCGACUAUCGAAUGGUUUGGAAACGUCUGCAAUCAAGCACAACUUACUAGAGUCAAUAAAUUCAAUAAAAUAACCAAAAAAUGGACAAAAAAACUUCAAAAUUAUGAAAAAUUCACAAAGUUUCAUGGCUGUGAGCUCUUUUUUCAACUUCCAGUGAAACAUUUUGGAUUCUUCUUUUGGGGACAUGCAAUUCCUAACCGUAACUACACAAGCUUUGAAACAUUUGGCUUGACACCUCAAAUAUUUGAGAUUUUAUCAAAAAAGUAUGAUUUUAAGCCAAAAUAUUCAUUAUGUUAUGUAAAGGAUGCAGUCUGGUUUUACACUUUUGAUAAUUUACAUACAGUUCCAUUCCACAUCAAUAGCUCCUAUACAAAUCCAACUAUGUCAUUUUAUGUUCAAGGACUAACGGACAUUCUAUUUGGUACAAUUAGUGUCUCUAAUCUUAUUUUAGAUGUUAAAUUUACUAUUUACACGACCCCCGCUGAUGUGUACACGCCAUAUGAGAAGCUUCUACUUCCAUUUGACACUGAAACGUGGAUUUUACUAUUUGUGACAUUUGUAGUGACUAUUUUGUCGAUUUUUAUCAUCAAUCGAUUGUCAAAAGGAACCCAAAAUAUUGUUUAUGGAAAGCGUGUCGAGAAUCCAAUUUGGAAUGUCAUUAGCAUCUUUUUUGGAAUAUCACAGACAAAGUUACCAACAACAAGCUUUCCGCGCUUCAUUUUGAUACUUUUCAUAGUCUUUUGUUUGAUCUUUCGAACAUGUUUUCAGAGUAAAUCUUAUGAAUUUAUGACAACUAAACCACGGAGAGCACCGCCAAAAACACAACAAGAUUUAAUUGAUAUGAAUUAUGAAAUGGUUACAGUAUUUUCUAGGAACGGUGAUGAAGAGGCUGAACCUUUAAUUUAUUCUUUGAUAAAGGAUGAAAAAGAAAGCAUACUGUUUUGUGUGAUUGCACCUGAAUCAAGACUGUUUUGUGUGAGUACAUCUGAAUCAAGACUGAUUUGUGUGAAUGCACCUGAAUUAAGACUGUUUUGUGUGAAUACACCUAAAUCAACACUGAUUUGUGUGAAUGCAUCUGAAUCAAGACUGUUUUGUGUGAAUGCACCUGAAUCAAGACUGAUUUGUGUGAAUGCACCUGAAUCAAGACUGUUUUGUGUGAAUGCACCUGAAUUAAGACUGUUUUGUGUGAAUGCACCUAAAUCAAAACUGUUUUGUGUAAAUGCACCUGAGUCAAGACUGUUUUGUGUGAAUGCACCAGAAUCAAGAAUGUUUUGUGUGAGUGCACCUGAAUCAAAACUUUUUUAUGUGUAUGUACCUGAACCAAAAAUUUUCUGUGUGAAUGCACUUGAAUUAAGACUGUUUUGUGUGAAUGCACCUGAAUCAAAAAUUUUUUAUGUGAAUGCACCUGAAUCAAGUCUGUUUUGUGUGAUUGCACCUGAAUCAAGACUGAUUUGUGUGAAUGCACCUGAAUCAAGACUGAUUUGUGUGAAUGCACCUGAAUUAAGACUGUUUUGUGUGAAUACACCUAAAUCAACACUGAUUUGUGUGAAUGCAUCUGAAUCAAGACUGUUUUGUGUGAAAGCACCUGAAUCAAGACUGUUUUGUGUGAAUGCACCUGAAUCAAGACUGUUUUGUGUGAAUGCACCUGAAUUAAGACUGUUUUGUGUGAAUGCACCUGAAUCAAGACUGUUUUGUGUGAAUGCACCUGAAUUAAGACUGUUUUGUGUGAAUGCACCUGAAUCAAGCCUGUUUUGUGUAAAUGCACCUGAGUCAAGACUUUUUUGUGUGAAUGCACCAGAAUCAAGAAUUUUUUGUGUGAGUGCACCUGAAUCAAAACUUUUUUAUGUGCCUCCUAUAAAAGUAGUCGACAGUAAUGAAAUGAACUCAAUUAUUCAUACGCAAUCGCAAAAUUCAACAGCCAAAAUCUCCUUAAUUGUAGAUGACUUCACGAGACUGAAUAUAGAAGUGUACGGUGAAAAUAACUGGAAUAAAUUUAGUAAGGCUUUUUUUGUUGAUCACGUUGCAAUUGGAUAUCGUCAAACUGCAUUUUAUGCGAGAAUACUUAAAGAUACUGUUAAUAGACUUGUUGAAACGGGCGUGGUUAAAUACUUAAUUCAAACUAAUAUAUUCUACUAUGAAUUAUAUAAGACAACUGAAUUAGGUCCCGAGAUGUUAAGCUUAAAUGACUUAUCAUUCGGUUUUAAUAUUUUUUUGGGAUUUUGUGGCAUCUCUGGGCUUGCAUUUGUAAUGGAGUUGAUUUUGGCGAUAAGAUAUAUUCACAAAUCAAAUUGUUUUAGAAGAAAAUCAGAAUUAAGGAAAAUUAAUGAAAAUAUUGUGGAUUUAAAUGCUCAAGCUCUUCAAGACAUUGCUGACACAUUCUUAGUUAAACAGAAUUUACCAUUCAAUGUAAUCAUCUUCACGCCAUUUUCUGACAAUUUAUCAAUUAUUUUGACAAGUUUUCUAUCAAAAUCACAAGAAUCUUUUAGCUAUAAUUUGGAAUUCUUCCCUGGCAUACCACAACCUAGAUUUUUAAAACGUCCAGCGAUUAUUUUUGUUGAAUCUGUUGACAUUUUGACUCAAUAUCUUAACGCUGUUGGAUUCAUCCGCUAUGGUAAUAAUCCAAUCUUGUUUUUCAUUUUUAUCGCAAAUUCAACAUUUUUUGAUAUUGAAAAUAGUAAAAUUGUUAAAAACUUUCCUAAAAUAUCGAAACUUACGGCAUCAAUUUUCUAUCACGCAUUCUUUAUCAUCAUUGAGGAUCAUUUUGUGACUUUAGCUACUGUUGAGUGGUUUGGAAACGUCUGCAAUCAACCACAACUUACAAGAGUCAAUACAUUCAACAAAAUAACCAAAAAAUGGACAAAAAAGCUUCAAAAUUAUGAAAAAUUUAUGAAUUUUCAAGGCUGUCAACUGGUUAAAAUGCUUCCAAUGAACUAUCAAAGCCACAAUAAUGACUUUUAUUGGGGAUAUGCAGCCAAAAAGCACAAUUUUACAGCUGUUUAUCAACCAACAAAAAUAGCCGACAUGAAAUGGCUUGAAACUUUCAAUCCAGAAACAAUUACAUAUUUAGCUGUCAACAACACAUUCAAUGAGCCAAAUGUUGUCUACUUUGUAUAUAGCGCUAGUGAUUUGAGUCACCAAACAAUUCGAAUGACAAAUACUUUUGAGGAGGUCAGAUAUUUAGUGAUUACAACUCCAGCAGAUGCAUAUACAGCUUAUGAGAAGCUCUUACUUCCAUUUGACUAUGAGACGUGGAUUCUAUUGCUUGUGACCUUCAUACUGACUAUUUUGUCAAUUCUGAUCAUCAACAGACUAUCCAAGUCAUCGCAGAACAUUGUUUAUGGCAAGCAAGUUGAAAAUCCAAUGUGGAAUGUCAUUAGCAUCUUUUUUGGAAUAUCACAGACCAAAUUACCAACCGAGAAUUUUUCACGCUUCAUUUUGACACUUUUUAUUGUCUUUUGCUUGAUUUUUAGGACAUGUUUUCAGAGCAAGUCUUUCGAGUUCAUGACCAGUGAGCCGAGACGGGCUCCACCAAAGACUCCACAAGAUUUGAUUGACAUGAGUUACUCAAUAAUGGUCUUUAAUGUCCCGGAAAGUUCGAAGACUGCAACAUCAUUGGUUUAUAAUUUGGUUAUGGAUGAGAAGGAUAAAUGGCCUUCAGUUAAACCGUUAAAAUACAACGAGGAUGAUCAGCUAGUCCAAACCCAAUCACAAAAUUCAUCAGCUAAAAUUGCACUUAUUGUCGAUGAUAUUAUGACAACAUUUUAUGACACCCAGAACAUUGGACAGAACCCAUGGAACCAACUUGAUGAUAGAUUCUUUUCAACAAAUAUUGGAAUCGCUACACAACAUUCGUCAUUUUACUUCAGAAUGAUAAAAGAUACAGUCGAUAAGCUUACAGACACGGGAAUUACUACACAUUUAAUCAAGACUCGUGUCCUUGUUCGAAGAAAAUAUCCAAAAGAUGAGUCAGAACCGAUGAUAUUAAGGAUUGAUGAUCUUCUAUUUGGUUUUAACAUUUUUCUAGGAUUUUGCAUUAUUUCUGGAUUAAUUUUUGUUGUUGAGUUGAUUUUGGGGGUUAAAUGUUGUAGGAAAAAUUUAAGUUUGGAGAUUUUAUGUCGCAAAUUGAAGAGCAAGAAAGUAAAAUAUGCAAAAAUUCAUCCAAUGUCCUCAAUUGAAGGUUUGAUUUUUAGUCGACAUCGACGUAGUGUUGUUGAUGUGCUUAGACAAUUUAAAAUUAAGAAGAAACAUUUGGUCAAAUCUCAAGGGUCCCAAGGGGAUAACAACAUAAUGAGUCCCAAUUUGAGUCAGCUAAAGCCUCUGGAUCUUCAAUAA